AUGAGUCCAAUAGUCUACAAAGUCGCCGUCCUAAUAUUCCACGGCGCAGACAUCCUCGACUUCACCGGACCAAUCGAAAUCCUCUCCCACGUCUCAUGCAGAUACAAGGACAAAGAGAAAGGCAAACACGAUGGCGACCUCAGUGAGCCUGAGCCCCAAGGACAACCAAUGUUCGAAAUAACGACCAUCGCCCGUGACGAAACCAUCACAACGAGCUGCUCAACAAAGAUAAAAGCAGACAUGCUCCUAUCAACCGCCUACCCAAUAAUCAGCACCUUUGACAUUCUCAUCGUACCCGGUGCCGCCCCAACACUGAUCCACGCUCUAGUCGAGCACGAGACACCAGAGAAAGAUCUCGUCUGCGCAUACGCCCGGACAAACCCGUCCCGACCCCGAAUCAUCUUCUCCAUAUGCACCGGGGCAUUCCUGCUCGGCGCGGCGGGGAUUCUGCCCGGGACAACGGUGACGACGCACCAGCAUGCGUUGGAGGUGUUGCGGGGGAUCUGCGCCAGCGCCGGCAGCAACGAUAACGGCAACGUCAACGGCAACGGCAACGUCAACGGCAACGGUAGCGGGACCGGGACGAAAGAUAUACCACGAAUUGUGAGAAGACGAUUCGUAGACGGGGGAUAUGUACGUGAAUCGCGAGUUCAGGUAGUGACAGCUGGGGGGAUUAGUUCGGGACUAGACGCGACGUUUUACAUUGUUUGUUUGUUGGCUGGGGCGGAGACGGCGUCUUGGAUUGCGAGGGUUAUGGAGUAUGGGUGGAGGGAGCCGGAGAGUGGACUCUGGCCGAGAGGAUUUGCUGGACCGCGAUCGUACUUGGGUACGAGUAGAGCUUAG
This is a messenger RNA of Penicillium cosmopolitanum, 843 nucleotides long. RefSeq names its product Isonitrile hydratase-like protein xanA. The record is from RefSeq and is a predicted model, not a curated record. The transcript has a single exon. Lineage: Eukaryota; Fungi; Ascomycota; Eurotiomycetes; Eurotiales; Aspergillaceae. The coding region runs from base 1 to 843 and encodes 280 amino acids.